CCAGUCUUGGAUAGGAGUGAGCUUGCGAGGAACCUUGGCCAAGCAACAGUAUCUUUCUUGCAGAUUGAAACCACCAGUUAAGACUUAUGUCUCCAUAUGGCCAGAUACUGAAGAGGUCAGACUGUAGAUGAAAAACUGACCAUUCCUGGAGGCUACACAGUUCUUACUUGAACAGUAUAAAAAUAUCUCAUCCUGCUGCUUUAAUGUUUUUGUGUCUGUGUUUGUAGGUGUUCAGCAAAUGGUGAAGCAGCCAGCUCCUGAAGAACUGAGGCCUCUUUUGAACCAGAAGGACAUGGAGCCCCUCAACAUGAAGCAGGAAGAGGAGGAGCAGCUUGAUGAGAUUAAAACUGAUGCCACCAACAUUUCAUUCUCUGCAGAUUCUCGUCAGUUUAAGGAAGAAGGAAGAGAAGUUCUGUUGUCACAGUUUGAUCAGAACCAACCUAAAGAUGGAGAUCUUCCAACCAGCAGCACCACUGACCAGAUGAAAGCAGAAAGUGGUAGAGAGGACUAUGGAGGAGCAAAACGUACCAGGAAUCUAGAUCCAAAACUUUAUAAAGAUGAUUCCAACUCUUCAGAGACUGAAGUCAGCGAAGAUGAAGAUGAUGACCAGGAUGGCAACAAUUCUGACUGUCAGCUAAAGCCUUUUGCAUGUAAGCUCUGUGGGAAACGAUUUAGUGUGAAGUCAACUUUAACAAGACACAAGAGUAUCCACACAGGACAGAAGCCUUUUGCCUGUGAGCUCUGUGGGAAAAGAUUUUCCCAAAAGGGAAGCUCGAAGAGACACAUGGGAGUCCACACAAGACAGAAGCCUUUUGCUUGUGAGCUCUGUGGACAAGGAUUUACUCAUAAGGCAGGUUUAAACACUCACAUGAGAGUCCACACAGAACAGAAGUCUUUUGCUUGUGAGCACUGUGGGCAAAAAUAUAAACAUAAGAGAAAUUAUGACAGACACAAAAAAGUCCACACAGGACAGGAUAUAUGUGCUUGUGAGCUCUGUGGACAAAGAUUUGUUCGAAUGGAACAUUUAGACAGACACAUGAGUGUCCAUACAGGACAGAAGCCUUUUGUUUGUGAGCUCUGUGGACAAAGAUUUAUCCGAAAGGACCAUUUAGACGUUCACAUGAGAACCCACACAGGACAGAAGCCUUUUGUUUGUGAGCUCUGUGGACAAAGAUUCACUCAAAAGGUAAAUUUAUGUACACACAUGAGAGUCCACACAGGACAGAAGCCUUUGCCUGUGAGCUCUGUGGACAGAGAUUUAGUGUAAAGUCAAGUUUAAACAGUCACAUGAGAGUCCACACAACACACAAAGCAUCAGUUUAACUCCAAUGAUUAUUAUGCCCUAUAGGUUAAAAAAAAAAUUGUACGUCGCUUUGGAUAAAAGCGUCUGCGAAAUGAAUAAACAUAAACAUUAUUGUAAUUCUUACAUCUUUAAUGUUUAGUUUAGUUGUUUAGUCAGUGGUUUCAGGUUUGGUUGGUCAGCACAGUCCUCCCAGACCUCCUCCAAGUCAAACUGUCCCAUAUGAACGUGCCUGACCCAAUUCUGACGGACAGGAAGCAGAAAAUGAGGCUGGGGAAGAAUGUCUCUGACCUGCAGACCAUCAGCACCAGUUCUCCUCAGGGCUGUGUUCUCUCCUCUCUGCUCUUCUUCCUGUACACCAACGGCUGCACUCCAACCACGAGUCUGUCAAGCUUGUCACGUUUGCGGACAACCCCACCGUCAUCGGGGAUGAGUCUGCCUACAGAAGGAGGUGGAACGGCUGGUGUCCUGGUGCAGCCACAACAACCUGGUGCUAAACACCCAGUCCACGAUGGUGGACUCUUGUCACUUCCUGGGAGCCACCAUCACCCAGGACCUUAAGUUGGAGCCCACCAUCACCUCCAUCGUAAAAAGGCCCUGCAGAGGAUGAACUUCCCAAGGCAGCUGAAGAAAUUAAACCUGUCAGUACAGUCGAUGAGGCGGUUCUACACCGCAGUCAUCGAGUCCAUCCUCACCUCUUCCAUCACCGCUGGAGCCACCAUCAGGGACAAGAGGAGACUGCAGCGUGGCGUCCGCUCUGCUGAGAAGGUCAUUGGCUGCCAACUCCCCUCCAUACAGGACCUGUACACCUCUGGGACAUUGAAGCGUGCAGAUGGGAUAACAGCUGACCCGUCUCACCCUGGACACAGUCUCUUCGACUUGCUCCCAUCUGGCAGGCGGUUCCGAGAGAUUUGGAUCAGAACCUCUCGCCACAAAAACAGUUUAUUCCCCUCUGCGGUCAGACUCAGGAAUGCCAAUCGUAGACCUGCCCACUCCAGAUUGUUUCACCUCAUGCCCCUCUUAUGCCAGUUUAAACAAGGUCUGACUGUAACUACUUUCUAGCAUUCUUUGAGAAUAAAAUCAGAAAAAUCAGGGCAAGUUUUUCACCCCCAUCUACACCCUACCCCCAUCCAACCCCCUCCCUCUCAAUCAUGGUCCUUCUUUACUCCUGUAGAUUUCCAGGACAUUUGCCUCAGUCAGAAACACAUGAAACCAACCUCAUGCCCUGUUGAUUUCCAUCCUACUACCUUAUUCAUCAGGAUGUUUGACCAGACUGACCCAUGCAUUAUGCCUCUGACACAGAACUAAGCUGCAGGAGACUGCCUCAAGGUCAUGCAUUUGCUUCUAAACUGCUUCCUUUCCAGCCCAAGAGAAUAAUGAAGACAAAGGACUCUUUCCUUUUAAUAAAUCAAAGAACUCUAUUUUUAAUAAAGCUAAUCAAAGUGUUAGUCAAUAAUAUAAUGUUGACAGAUCUGUUAAAUGACAAUGUUAUGAUUAAUAUGUUGUAAUAAGUAAUAUGACUUUAAUCUAGCUACACUAGACAUGCUGAUCACACGUAAUGUAAAAUGGUCUGUAUUAGGGUUGUCACGGUGUGAAAAUUUAACCUCACGGUUAUUGUGACCAAAAUUACCACGGUUUUCGGUAUUAUCGCGGUAUUUUUUUUAAACGCGUUACAUUUUCACACAAAUAAACCCUGUAUGUCAGGAAAUAUUGUCCUCAGUUUGUGUCUAAAUUUUGCCUAAAAUGUGUUAUUUUGUAAUUAUGUUGUUUAUUUGUUUACAUUUUCCCCUUUAGUCUUUAAAAUACCAAUAUUUGCCCAUAACUUCUUAUUUUAUGUCUGUUUGAUGUCAUCGUUUUAAAAAUAUUAGAUCAGAUGAUACUCAGUACUCAAGUAGCCUUCUAAUCAGAUACUUUUUUACCCUUACUUGAGUAAUAAACCCAAUAUCAGGAAAAAAUUGUCCUCGGUUUGUGUCCUUCCAGUGAGCUUUGCAGAUGUGGGAAAAUGUCAUCAGGCAGUAAUCGUUGUUAAAUUCAUAAUUAUUCUCGGAGAGAGACCAACUCUUAUCUGCCCCUGGGAGCCCCGUAAUGCAUAGCGUCAUUUCAACAUGGCGGUGUCCGCGACACGGUUUAUAUGCAGGUAGCGGCGCUGCGGCUGCUUUAUAUAGCGACUCGUUGCAUUCUCCCUCAACCCAAAUCCUCGGAUCACGCAUUUUAGCUAAAAUGCUAACGUUAGCUUGCCUUGCGUUGACUGUAGAGUUGUGGUUGAUGGUCACGCAGAUGUGUCAUGAGAUUUGAAGCGUUGCUGCCUUUCACAGACACUUUUUCUGCUCGUGCUGCAAACAGGAUAGCCGUCUUCUAUCAGCUGUCCCUCGGCAUUCUUCAAAUAUCCAAAAGAUGCCCGUACUUCCCACUUUGUCUUCUUUGAGGGAUAAAAAAUGUCCUGAAGGCUGCCAUCUCCUCCUUUGACCAUUAUUUCAGCGUUAGCUUCAAGAAAGUUUUGGUUGUAAACAUCAAAGUGCGCAUGUGCUGCCGGCAAUUUCUGCAGAUGAUACGGUGGCUGGUAAGGGUCACCGCGCCUACACCGCAGCCACGGUAAACCCACCAAGAUUAAAUUUUUUUUUUAACAAGACGGUUAUUAUUGUCAACUUUUUUACCGGGGUUUACCGCUACACCGGUUACCGUGACAACCCUAGUGUGGAGCGACAAGAUGGCAUCUCAUGUGUUUAUGAAACGCCAAUCAUAGCAAAAGCAAAACAUCACAACAUCAUUCAGGCUUGCUUCUCCGGAUACGAGAGUUCUGAUGACAACAUCACUCACACAUACACCAUUCAUCUCAUGUCUCAUUCACACCAAGAUCCAUUCAUCACUUAGAGUUUAGAGUUAGUCUUGUUUAAAAUUGUUUAAAUUGUUAAGAAAUAAAUCUUAAACAUUUUAAAUGUGA
Molecule: messenger RNA, 4241 nt
Organism: Nothobranchius furzeri (turquoise killifish)
Lineage: Eukaryota; Metazoa; Chordata; Actinopteri; Cyprinodontiformes; Nothobranchiidae
Source: RefSeq, a predicted model, not a curated record